CGGGAGAUUUUCAAUACUUUCUCAACAAAUGUUAAAGUGAUUUUUUCUAUCUUUGAAUAUGGAUACUACAGCUAGAAGAAGGAAAGUCAGACAAACUGUAAUUAGCCAAACUGAAAGUGAACUUUAUAACCAUGAUGUUUAUAUGUAUAAGGACCAUCCUCAGCAUAAUAUCCCUUUACAUGAAUUUGAAGAACUGGCAUUAGAAAGACUACAACUGUUACGAAUAAUAGAAGAGGCUUCUCUCAGGGGCCACAAACAGUUCUCAGAGGAAUGGAGAAAAUCAAUCAAUGAAGACCUUGCUAAACAUGGUUUGAAAAAAUAUAUGAGAUUAAUGAGAGGUGCUAAUGGAAAAAGUGAGCUAGAUGUUCAAGCAAGAAGAGCGGACCAUCUUUCCCACUACAUUUUACGCUUGGCGUAUUGCAGAUCAGAGGAUCUACGGAGAUGGUUUCUAAGUAGAGAGUUGGAGUGGUUCAAACUAAGAUUUAUUAUUCAGACUCCCCAAAGUAUCACCCAAUUUUUAGAGCUCAAUAAUUUAACAUACCAGCAUAUUUCUACAGAAGAAAGAGAUCAGCUUAAAAAUGAUUUGAUUUUGUCUACCCCAGGUAUGUCUAAUGUUUCUUGUGAUGCAAGCGACAUCUAUAAAGUAAAUUUCAGUGAAGUCUUGCCACUGGUCAAGAACAGGAGGGUUUAUCUUCAUCGAGGUUAUGCAUACAUACUCACUAGCGAUUUGAUAGUUUGUGUUCAGUCCAAAUUUAGAGCAAGUCUCAAUGAAGCGCUGAAUAUAUACAGCCAUCGACUGUCAUCCAUUGAUGAUGAUCGACUGAAUUCCUUGUUAACCAAUCUACACAAUGCUUACACUGGUAGAAAUUACAUACAUGAAAGCGAUAAGGAGGGUAUUGACCCAGCUAGUCUGGAUAUCUAUGCAAAGAAGAAUUUCCCGUUAUGCAUGAGUCAUUUGCACCAUGUUUUCAAGAGCAGUCACCACCUCAAACAUUAUAGUAGAUUACAGUAUGGAUUGUUUUUAAAAGGAAUAGGCCUCUUAUAUGAAGAUGCCAUGGAAUACUGGAGACAGGAGUUCACCAAAAAAAUUGACAAUGAAAAGUUCGACAAAGAAUAUUCUUACCUGAUCAGACAUAUGUAUGGAAAAGCGGGAGGUAUGACGGAUUAUUCUCCUUAUAGCUGCAUGAAAAUCAUUAUGGGUUCUGUUGGGACGGGUGAACACCAUGGGUGUCCUUUCAAGCAUUGGGACUCCAGUAUUUUGAAGCAAAAAAUAGUUGAACAGGGAAUAAGUUCAGAAGGUGUGAAUUCUGUGUUGGAAAUGGCUUCUGAUGGACAUUAUCAAAUUGCCUGCACCAAGUAUUUCGAGUGUAUCCAUGGACAAGCACCAUCUACAGCAAUAAACCAUCCAAACCAAUAUUUUGCGGAAAGUACGAGUUUAGCAAAGGAAAAAGAACAAAAGAGAAGUUAGUUUUUAUGUGUGUGACUUACUUGUUUACUAUUAAAGAUUUUAAAUAUUCA
Molecule: messenger RNA, 1518 nt
Organism: Leptinotarsa decemlineata (Colorado potato beetle)
Lineage: Eukaryota; Metazoa; Arthropoda; Insecta; Coleoptera; Chrysomelidae
Gene: Prim2
Product: DNA primase subunit 2
Biological process (GO): DNA replication, synthesis of primer; DNA replication initiation
Cellular component (GO): alpha DNA polymerase:primase complex
Source: RefSeq, a predicted model, not a curated record